CAUGCUCAAAUCACACUCUCCUUUCUAGUUUCUACCCUUUACUCUCCUUUCCUAUUCCUAACUUCAUUUUUUCCCUUUUGAUCAAAAAAUUUCCUAACUUUUUCCAUUUCCUAAUAACUUAUUAUACUUCUCAAUUUUUGCUUAUUAUUGCAAGCUUCUCCUCUGCAUCUUGAUAUCAAGUAUCACCUGAAUCUGUCUCUGAUGGACAAGGAAGGUGCUGAACUUCAAACUGUUACAGUUUCAAUGAUGUCAGAUUCUUCUCUUCAUAAUCAGUCGAGAAGACCUAGUCUCUCAUCCCUACAAAUACCAACAAGGACACUAGAAAGUGCAUUAUCUUCUUCUACUAAGACAGAUGGUCCUACAUUGUCAAGUCCAGGUUCCACUAGAGGACUGCCACCAAGGCCACAUUCUACUACCAAAGUGAAGUCCUCUAUGAGAAAUUUACUUUCUGAUAGGAGCUUUAGGACAAAAACCAUUUCACAAGAUAGCGAAAAGACAGUUUUGAUUGUUCCUGAUACUUUAUCAUCAUCGGAUAAUGGUCCUCUAGAUAAUAAGCCUUCAACUUCAAGGUCCCUUUCACUUAAUAAGAUUUUGUUCCCUUCAUCAACAAAAGCUGCACAUUCGUUACCAGUUACUCCAAUUGCAAAUUCAGGCGCAGAGAAUCUACAUGGAAGAAAUGUAGGGGGUGAUUCCGAGUUAAAUAAAAUGAAAGUGAAUAAGCAUAUGACUCGAUCAUUUUCGGUUCCGGUUAAUGUCAAGGCUACUAAUAAUUUAAGGCCUACAGAUUCUAGGCGUCUGGUUCGUGUAAUUUCAGUAAGACCACAUCCAGCAACUACUGAUGACAAUUCAACUCUCAGUGAUUCAAUGCAAGAGAUUGUCAUUGAAGAUGCUUCUGAGGAUAUUCCAGAAGAAGAAGCAGUUUGUAGGAUUUGUUUGGUGGAGCUUGCGGAAGGAGGAGAUACUCUUAGGAUGGACUGCAGUUGUAAAGGUGAGCUUGCACUUGCUCACCAAGACUGUGCAGUAAAGUGGUUUAGUAUCAAAGGAAAUAAGACAUGUGACGUCUGCAAACAGGAUGUCCGGAACCUUUCAGUAACACUCUUGAAAAUUUCUAGCCCUCCAACUGUUGUUCGGCAGACAUUGACUGCAUCACAGCAGAGAGCAGUGACUAAUUACAGGAUCUGGCAGGAUGUACCAGUACUUGUGUUGGUCAGCAUGCUUGCAUACUUUUGCUUUCUGGAGGAACUACUGGUUUCGGAUUUGGGCUCACGUGCUCUCGCAAUUUCAUUGCCUUUCUCCUGCAUUUUAGGCCUCCUUUCUUCUAUGAUUGCUUCAACCAUGGUGAGCAGGAGUUACAUAUGGGCUUAUGCUUGCUUCCAGUUUGCAUUUGUCAUCCUGUUUGCUCAUAUAUUCUAUUCUAUACUUAAUGUUAGUGCGCUUUUCUCGGUUCUUCUUGCAACAUUCACUGGAUUUGGAAUUUCAAUCAGCAUGAAUUCUCUACUAACGGAAUAUAUUAGAUGGAAAACAAACAGGCAGAUUCAAUCUGCUAAUCAAAAUAUUAUUUCGAGACAACUGCAGCAGCAGCAACAGCAGCAAGAAACUCAAAGACAACAACAUCAACUGCAAAGGAUGCAGCAAGAACAGCACCAAUGACAGUAGUUGAUACACAAGUGGUUGAGACCAGAUUAAGUUUUGUUGUUUCUUUUUAUUUAUUUUACUCAAUUUUCUAUGCUACUAAAUAUUGGCAUUUACUAUGUAAACUGAAGACAUAUAGUCUAGGAAUGUUUUGUUAAAUAUGAAUAUAUUUAAAGAGUGUAAGGUUUCAAUGUGCUUAUAAUAUCUGACUCUCAUUUUAAAUCAUUAAAUUUUUGCAUCAAGAUUUAAUAAUAUAGUUACAAUUUAAAAA
Messenger RNA from Trifolium pratense (red clover), 1903 nucleotides. RefSeq lists its product as uncharacterized. The record is from RefSeq and is a predicted model, not a curated record. NCBI's taxonomy places the organism in Eukaryota, Viridiplantae, Streptophyta, Magnoliopsida, Fabales, Fabaceae. The coding region runs from base 202 to 1650 and encodes 482 amino acids. The transcript has 8 exons. Gene Ontology annotation, molecular function: zinc ion binding.